UCAAAAUUGGCUGUUGACUGCGUCAGCGCCGCGGUAGUAGUGCGAAGCUUCAGUUCAUCAGAAGAGGAGCUACAAGUGGACUGGUCUGCACUGGACAAGACAGAAGAGCAGGAGAAAGAGGACAAAUCGAUACCAGAAGGUGCUGAGGACGAGUCGACUGCAUUUCUACUCGCGAGACUGGAACAGGAGAACGCGAAGUUUGCAUCGGACCCGAAGGCUUCGUCAAGUAAGAAGGGCGCGCUAGCGAGGGCUCGAGCAGGCAGUCGUCCACCCAGCAUGGCACAUUUGAAGAAGCUGGUGGCAGAGCGCGAUAGUCCUGCUAUUCGACACAGUCUGUCAGCGGAUGUGCAAGUCCCAGCAGAGCUUCCGCCCAUGACUGAGCUAGAAUUCUGGGCAGCCUUGGUGCAAGAUUAUCCUUCGACCGCGGUUCGGCUGCCAACGUUGACAACGACAAAGAUUCGCUCUGGAAUUCCGCUGCCACUGAGAGGAGUGGUGUGGAGUUCCAUGGCGGGUGCGCGAGAGAAGGUGUUGGAAGAUGCGUUUGACAAGCUUGUGCACGAGAAGAGCUCGUACGAAGGUAUCAUCAACAAGGACGUUGGUCGCAGCUUCCCAGGGGUUGAGCUUUUCCGAGAUGCGGAAGGCGAAGGCCAGAAGAUGCUUGGAAGAGUGUUGAAGUGCUUUUCUCUGCAGGACAAGGACAUCGGAUACUGCCAGGGUUUGGGCUUCUUGGUUGGACCACUCCUAAUGAACAUGGGCGAGCGUGAGGCUUUCUGCGUUCUUGUUCGCCUCAUGGAUCACUACUCUCUUCGACCAUCUUUCCUGCCAUCCCUCUCGGGAUUACACAUGCGGAUAUAUCAAUUCUCCUCGCUUCUACAACAGCACCACUCCAAGCUCCACAACCACCUCACGGAAUUGGGCAUCGAGCCUGCUUACCUAUCCCAAUGGUUCCUGUCAUGUUUCGCCGUCACCUGCCCUCUACCGAUGCUUUUCCGUAUCUACGACGUCAUCUUUGCGGAGGGCGCGAACGAAACAGUGAUGCGAGUAGCAUUGGCUUUGAUGAGACAGCACGAAGAGAGGAUGUUGGCCACGACCGAAUUUGAGGAAGUAAUGCAACUUCUGCUUGGGCGGGAGCUGUGGGAUUGCUAUGGAGGCGACGCGGAUGCCCUUGUGGACGACUUUACCUCUUUAGGGGACAUUGUCACAUUCGCUCGCCUGUCUGAGCUGGAGAAGGACUUCAACAAUCAAUCCUCCGAAACCGUUGGUCGAAGUGCCGGAUUCUUGCCCGACGUGCAGGCGGCCGCAGGGAGAUUUUUGGGACGAAUUUGGGCGCCCGGUCACAACUCCACUCCCAGCAAGCCUGUGGUGCCGACCCAUGGAGUCAUAUUUGGUCGCCCUACCAACUUCUUGCGCCGGAGCCCGAGCAAGCAGAGCAUCACCAUGGCUGCCGAUAGCAGCAGUAGCGAGGACAGUACAUCAACCGCCGGCAUUGCAGAUUCCGCGAGUCUGCGAUCAAAGCCGGAAUCGAUCAUGCCCAGCCACGCCCGAGAACAGCAAGAGCUCAACGCACAAAUCGAAGACUUGCUGGUAGCCAUCAGCGAGACCCAAAGAGAGCAGUCGCAGCUUGCGGCGAUGCUGCAACGGGAAAGGGAGGACCGUAGCGAGGAUCAUAAGGCAAUGAAAGAGCUCAUCAGCAACGUCUACACUCAUGCUGGCAAGGCUAAAUCGACCGCAUCAGACGACGAGAUCUCAGAACUGGUGGAGAAGAUGCAAGAGCGACUGCAGGUCAAUGUGCGGUUCUCGGCGAAUCUGGAAACGAAGGCUCAGCUGCGGACAACGCUAGCCCGCACGCGAGAACAGCUUGUAGCAGCAGAGGCCCAAUCGAGAGAUUUGAUGGCUCGCCUGGACGCAGCAGAAGCUUCCAUGUCUUUAGUCCAGUCCGAGAGCGAGGAUCUUCAAGCAGAAAUCAGGGAGCUUCGCCUCCGCGUUGCGGAUGACUUCAAAGCACGUCAGAAGACCGAGUACCACCUGCGAGAACUCAAAGCGCAGGCCCGUACUGUCGAGCGCAAUGAGCUCCAGAGCUCGCAGCAAGCACCUACGGUCAAUCGCAAUUCCAAUCCGGCACCGGGCGGUCUCCGCGAACUCCGACUCGGUCGACGAGAAUCGUCAUCGUCCGUACAGAAACGCCGCGGCUUCUCCAAGCGCACAUCUUCUCUUGCUACACAAGAAGUCUUCGCCACUCCUGAACACGAAUCCGUUUCCGAAGAAGCUCUCCUUCUCGAGCUCGUCAACGCCAAAACUUCCGAAGCCCAAGCCAGACAGGAAGUCGACGAGCUCCGCAAGGCACUCUCCGUUGGUAAGAGACAGCAGGAGGCCGCAAUGGUACAGAUGAGGGCCGAAAUGGAGGCUUUGAAGGUUGAGGCUGCGAAAGCCAACGCCGCCGCGGCCGCAUGUGCGAAGAGUGGUGACGCCGAGACGACUGCCCGGCCGGAGCCCUCCAGGAUGGGCUCGAUCUUCAGUCUGCAAUCGACGCCAUUCUCGAGUGCAAAUUCGGAUGAAGGAGCGGGUAGUGGCAAAACGACGCCUGCUGCGGAGGACAAGUCCAACGGAAAGAAGGGCUCUGCCACGACCGAGACACCACCUGCUGCUGGCGGCGUUGGAGGCUGGUUUUGGGGGAGGAGAACGGCGAGCCAGUCUGUCAAUACUGCGACCCCUGCAGCAGAGUGAGAGAAAGAAGACGAGGACAUGAGAGAGGACACAGCGUAAGAGGUGGCUGUAAGAAGCAGGGGGACAAGCACGCUGUGCGAAAUGAGAAGGGCAAUGUGGCUUCGACAGCGAUUUAUUCGUUUCACAUGAUGGAUCGUAUCGUUCUAUGGGUUGUACUUUUGACAUCGCGACACAGCGACUAUGCAUGGGCAAUGGGCAUGGCGCGUUUGACAGGCAUAUCGGCGUCUGCUGGAGAAUCGAGAGGCACGACCGCCUGGUCUUCCAUCUUUUGAAGGCUUCGUAAUUUGAAUUGUACAUAUCUUGAGAGGGAAAAUAAGAAGAGAUGAGUGCUGGACCCAAUAUGGUAUCAAACGCGGCCCU
Zymoseptoria tritici IPO323 is the source of this 3084-nucleotide messenger RNA. RefSeq lists its product as uncharacterized. The transcript is spliced from 7 exons. The coding region runs from base 277 to 2724 and encodes 815 amino acids. The record is from RefSeq and is a predicted model, not a curated record. Lineage: Eukaryota; Fungi; Ascomycota; Dothideomycetes; Mycosphaerellales; Mycosphaerellaceae.